GGAAAUUGUUGAGGAAAUUGGGAAUGGAACUUCAAUAUCCUGAAUGCUUAGAUUUAUUGGAGAUAUGCUCUGCGCUUCUGUGGUUUGCCGUUUCUGAUUCAAUUGAUGCUCAACCAUGGAUAAGGACACCGCAUGUAAUAUCCGUUGGCAAAUUCUCUGACAUGGAUAACUGGAUUGCACUGGCCAAUGGACUUGGGACUUGGGACGGCAAAGCCUGAUUCAAUUGGAAAGAUUAAUUUUCACAUACAUUAAUUUUGAGCAGUGCAGUAACAUCCUUAUUCGUUAGAGUGGAAAAGCCCUGGAUACCACCCUAAUCUUUCCUUCUGGAGGACAAUCUGAAGUCAAUCAAUUGUUUAUAUAUGUUGUGUUUUUGCAGCUAGACUGGAGACCUUUUGCUUUGGCUAAUGUGUUGUUCUGAAUCAAUUAUUCAGUUGAUGUGUUCAAACCAUGGUAAUGAUGAAUACACAAUCAGUGAGAUAAAUCCCAUGGAAUGAAAAUUCUGUAAUGGUCCCCAGGUUUGAUUCAUUCCUUAAUUUUCUCCGGUUUUUACAGUGUUUGACAGGUUCAUCUUUAUGCUUAAGCUUGUUUCUGUGUGGAUAUAUAUUGUGUGGUUGAAUUCAGCACAAUUAAAAACUGAGCUGACUUGAAUAUUCAUUACUUUUGGUUUCUUGACCAUAAUUGUGCCUGGUUGCUGGACCCAAGGUGAUGGAUUAUAAAGUCUCUAGAGACUAGAGGACUUGACUGGGAAUCAUGAAAUUGGUGAUGCAGCUAUAGAUGUUGCAAUGAGAUUAACCAAAUGAUGCUUAUCCUAAACAUGGUCUACUCACAGAUCAUGAUGCUUUGCCUUCACGCUUUUCCUUUUCUGCUUCUUCUGCGAAGGAACUUCAGAGAGAAUAUCAUCGAUAUAAGCAUAUGAGUCCUAUGACUGGAGAAUAUAGGUUUGAUGGUUUU
Molecule: messenger RNA, 951 nt
Organism: Rubroshorea leprosula
Lineage: Eukaryota; Viridiplantae; Streptophyta; Magnoliopsida; Malvales; Dipterocarpaceae
Source: the annotation of a GenBank genome assembly